CCUGACGUCAACGGUUCCGUCCCAACACGGAAAUACGGAAUAUUUAUGGAAUAGUGACAGGAAUGGUCGGUAGUAAUGGAUUUAAAGCGGCACGACUGGCUUCAACCUCACAUUGUUUUGUAAAAGUUUUCGUUAUGUUAACUUUCUGACGUUAACUUUGUGAUAAAUGGACGCCCGUGCUGGAAAUGGACAGAGAGUUCGACCUCUGUUGUUAGUUCAAUAGCUUUAGUCCUGCGUUUGUUCACAGCCAUGAAAGAAAGUGUUUUGGGGGUCAUGGGGGCUCUGGGACACCUGCUACUGUCCCUGCUGCUGCUGUCCUGGGAAGGCAAACUAUGUCAGGUUGGAGGGGUCAGAUCAGUCACACUCCCAGAAUCCCUCUUGUUUGUCUCAACGCUGGACGGUAGCCUGCACGCUGUCUCUAAACAGUCUGGAGACAUCAAAUGGACCCUAAGAGAAGACCCAAUUAUUCAAGUGCCAGUCUACCUGACAGAGCCAGGUUUCCUCCCAGAUCCCAACGAUGGCAGUUUAUAUGUACUGGGUGGAAAGCACAAAGAAGGCCUGAUGAAACUUCCUUUCACCAUCCCAGAGCUGGUUCAAUCAGCUCCGUGCAGGAGCUCUGACGGUAUACUUUACACAGGUAAAAAGCAGGAUGUGUGGUUUGUGGUGGAUCCUGAAACAGGUGAGAAACAAACCAGUUUAACCACCUCCUCCUCUGAAUCCAUCUGCCCCAACAGUCCUCUGCUGUACAUAGGACGCACAGAAUACAUGGUUACAAUGUUUGACACAAAGACACAAGAGCUACGAUGGAAUGCAACGUAUAAUGACUACUCUGCUCCACCCUACGAUGAAAAGCAAGACUACAAGAUGGCUCAUCUUGUGUCCAGUGGUGAUGGUCUUGUUGUGACAGUUGACAGAGAGACAGGUGACGUCCUGUGGAGUCAAAACUAUGGGUCGCCAGUUGUGGGGGUUUACCUCUAUUCUGGUGACACAUUAAGACACGCCCCCCACCUGUCACUCGCCAGGGAAACGCUUCGCUUCCUCACCUUUUCUUCUGCUAAUGACCAGGCGGACGCAUACUCAAGUCUGAAGUGGAGCUAUCAGUUUGUUAAGGAGCAAGCCAGCGCACAAACACAACUUGUACCUACCCUUUAUGUGGGAAAGUUGGACUCCCACCUCUACGCUUCUACUUCUCUUGUACACCAAGGAGUCUCAUUAGUGCCUCGGGGGUUAACUCUAGCACGAAUUGAGGGUCCGUUAACGGACGGGGUGACGGUCAGAGAGAGAGGGGAGUGUGAGAUCACACCGUCCACUGAUGUGCGUUAUCCACCGGGCAGCACAAACAGCCGCAAGAACCAGUGGCUGCUAAUAGGUCAUCAUGAGCUCCCUCCUGUUGCCCACACAACCAUGUUGCGGGAUUUCCCAGUCAGCCUGCAGCGUUCUGGUGAGGCCGUCAUCCCUCCGCGAACCCCUGCCUCCCCAGUGACCCCUGCCUCCUACUACCAUCAGCGCUAUUUCCAGACAGCAGCUGGCAGCCAUGGCCACGCUCCUGUUAAUACAGGGGGUGUUGAUGGGAAAACGUCUGGACAGGCUCCGAGGUUGGCCACCAUCCUGCCUGUUUACAUGAGCCAGGACGAUAUGACCGUGGCUGUUCUGACCCUGCUGUUGGGAGGAUGGGUGGCCCUCGCACUCAUUUACUCCUUGCGUGCAUCUCAGCAGCUCAAAGCUCAGAGACAGCUGGAGAAGGCUUUUGAGUCUCGUCUCCAGCGCAUACAGACCAACAUGCAGACAGUUACCAUGGCUUCAUCAGACACAGUCCUCUCUACUGACACAAACCUCUCCAGCGACUCUCAGCCUGCUUCUCCUGAGAUGCCUCCCAACCCUCAUAGUCACAGCAGUAGCAAAUCAGACAUUGUUAAAAACAGCACGACUGAACAUAAACCCUCAGCAGAAGGAGACAGUGAGGAGGUUCUAGUUGGGAAAAUCUCCUUUACUCCUUCUGAGGUCCUCGGACAUGGCACAGCAGGAACCUUUGUCUUCAGGGGUAGAUUUGAUGGACGUCAUGUGGCGGUGAAACGAAUCCUGCCGGAGUGUUUUGAGGUUGCAGAGCGAGAGGUUCAGCUCCUUAGAGAGUCUGACACACAUCCAAACGUCAUUCGAUACUUCUGCACUGAGAGAGACCGCCUCUUCACGUAUAUCGCAAUUGAGCUCUGUCCUGCAACUCUGCAGCAGUAUGUGGAGGAUCCAUCUUGUUUUCCUGAACUGAAUCCUAUAUCUCUGCUGGAACAAACCAUGUGUGGCCUCUCACACCUUCACUCACUCAACAUAGUCCAUAGAGACCUGAAGCCUAGAAACAUCCUGCUCUCUGGUCCCAGUGUGCUGGGUCGUGUCAGAGCUCUCAUUUCUGACUUUGGGCUCUGUAAGAAGAUUCCAGAUGGUCGCAGCAGCUUCUCGUUGCGGUCUGGGAUACCGGGAACUGAGGGCUGGAUAGCUCCUGAAGUUCUGCAUGAGACACCUGGAAACAAACCGACAGCAGCGGUGGACGUGUUCUCAGCUGGUUGUAUCUUUUACUACGUGGUCAGCAGGGGUCAGCAUCCUUUUGGAGAUGCACUGAGACGACAGGUCAACAUCCUGUCAGGAGAAUAUUCACUCUCACAUUUUAUGGAGGACAUACACGAUGACGUCAUAGCACAGGAUCUGAUCGAGCAGAUGAUCAGCGCUGAGGCCGAGUCUCGUCCCCCCACUGCCUGUGUCCUCAAACAUCCCUUCUUCUGGAGUCCAGAGAAGCAGCUUGUCUUUUUCCAGGAUGUGAGUGACCGCAUAGAGAAGGAACCAGCAGACAGUCCGAUUGUGGUCAGACUGGAGUCCGCAGGCAGAGCUGUGGUUCGAACCAACUGGAGGAUGCAUAUUUCUGUGCCUCUACAAACAGACCUGAGGCGGUUCAGGACUUACAAAGGAAACUCAGUUAGAGACCUGCUGAGAGCCAUGAGGAACAAGAAACAUCAUUACCACGAGUUGCCACCAGAAGUGCAGGAGACUCUGGGAGAGCUGCCUGAAGGCUUUGUCAGCUACUUCACCUCACGGUUUCCACGGCUACUGAUGCACACGCAUGCUGCUCUGCACAUCUGUGCUCAUGAAAGACUGUUUCACCCCUACUAUCUGCCCCCUAGUGCCAAAUAGCAUUUCUGUGGUUUUCUGUGGCUUUGCACUCCAAAGUGAACGCACAGCAAACUUCUGUAAAAGGGAGGGAACCCCUGACAGUGCCCCAUUACUGCUUUUGUAAAGCCUGCUGUUUCUUGGAAAAGAUCCAGUGCUGUGGAGAAGUUUGUUUAUUCCUUUUGUUCUUAUACGCUAUACAUUAUAUUCUGUUUAUUUAUUUAAAAAGAUUAAUCUACACUUGUAGACUGAGAAAACCAAGAUAGUCAACAAAACUGAAAACUUUUCUUCUUGUUUGGAAAAUAAAACCCCACAAAAUACUAAUACUAUGAAAAUAACCUCAUGUUGCCAAAUUUCUAAUGAUCAUCACUAUCAACCAACGUGACACUAAUAAUAUAUCUGUGUAAGUUCACAUUUGUCCAGGACAUUGUUCAUCGUAAAUCUAAGGAUGGCACUAAUAAUGAUAAUAAUAAUAAUAAUAAUAAUAAUAAUAAUGAUAAUGAUAAUAAUAAUAAUAAUAAUAAUAAUAAUAAUAAUAAUAAUAAUAAUAAUAAUAUUGAAAGGCGGAUCGGAGCAGCAUUGGCAGUAAUGCAAACGCUGUCAAAAGGCAAAGCUCUCGUUUUACCGGUCCAUCUAUUUUUCUAACCUGACCUAUUGUCAUGAGCUGUGGGUAGAGACUGAAAGGACAAGAUCGUGGAUACAAGCGGUGAAAUGACUUUUCUCCGCAGGGUGGCCAGGUUCACCCUUAGAGAUAAGGUGAGGAGUUCAGCCAUCCAGGAGAGAUUCAGAGUAGAGAAGCCAGUGGAGGUGGUUUGGACAUUGGGUCAGGAUGCCUCCUGGAUGCCUCCCUGGUGAGGUGUUCCGGGCAUGCCCAACCAGGAGGAGACCCUGGGGUAGACCCAGGACAAGCUGGAGGGGUUAUAGCUCUCGGCUGGUCUGGGAACACCUUGGAAUGCCCCGGGGGAGUUAGAGGAGGUGACCAGGAUGAGGGAAGUCUGGGCUUCAGAGCUCAAGCUGAAUACAAUUACAGAUUUUUCUGAUUUUGAACAUUGUUAGAAACAUUUGAUGUAAUUUUAGUGCACAAAAUGACAAAAGAUAUAAAGCCAGCGAAGUUGUUUUUAGAUAUUUUAAUGCUGAAAUGUUACAUAUCAUACCUUUAAUCACACAAACUGGAUGUAAGGGUACACAAACUUUGUCACAGCACUGUGGGUUGAACAGACACAGAAGAAGAUUCAGAGAAGUUCAGCAGAUGUUACUGUCAGAGGU
This is a messenger RNA of Sphaeramia orbicularis (orbiculate cardinalfish), 4419 nucleotides long. RefSeq names its product endoplasmic reticulum to nucleus signaling 2 (gene ern2). Gene Ontology annotation, biological process: IRE1-mediated unfolded protein response; protein phosphorylation; intrinsic apoptotic signaling pathway in response to endoplasmic reticulum stress. The coding region runs from base 250 to 3177 and encodes 975 amino acids. NCBI's taxonomy places the organism in Eukaryota, Metazoa, Chordata, Actinopteri, Kurtiformes, Apogonidae. Gene Ontology annotation, cellular component: IRE1-TRAF2-ASK1 complex. The record is from RefSeq and is a predicted model, not a curated record. The transcript is spliced from 24 exons. Gene Ontology annotation, molecular function: ATP binding; protein serine/threonine kinase activity; RNA endonuclease activity.